This is a messenger RNA of Elephantulus edwardii (Cape elephant shrew), 744 nucleotides long. RefSeq names its product RNA binding motif protein 11 (gene RBM11). Gene Ontology annotation, biological process: regulation of alternative mRNA splicing, via spliceosome. NCBI's taxonomy places the organism in Eukaryota, Metazoa, Chordata, Mammalia, Macroscelidea, Macroscelididae. The coding region runs from base 1 to 744 and encodes 247 amino acids. Gene Ontology annotation, molecular function: single-stranded RNA binding. The record is from RefSeq and is a predicted model, not a curated record. Gene Ontology annotation, cellular component: nucleus. The transcript is spliced from 6 exons.
AUGUUUCCGGCUCAGGAGGAGGCGGACAGGACGGUGUUUGUGGGGAAUUUAGAGGCUCGAGUGCGGGAAGAGAUUCUUUAUGAGCUAUUCCUUCAGGCUGGACCAUUAACCAAGGUGACUAUAUGCAAAGACAGAGAAGGAAAGCCGAAGACUUUUGGAUUUGUCUGCUUUAAACACCCCGAAUCAGUGCCUUAUUCCAUAGCUUUGUUAAAUGGAAUCCGUUUAUAUGGAAGACCAAUAAAUGUGCAAUAUCGAUUUGGGAGUUCUCGCUCUUCUGAACCAGCUAGUCAAAGUUUUGAGAGCUGUGUUAAGAUAAAUUCAUAUAGUUACAGAAAUGAAGAAGUUGUGGGCAGAUCUUCAGUUCCCACACAGUUCAUUUCAACUAAUAAUGUGGUUUUACCUCAAGAAUAUUUAUUCCCUCCGAAAAUGGUAAAUAAUAUCCUUAAUUUUAUCCCACAACAGUGGAAUGCAUAUAAUCCAAUGCUUCAGCUUCCCUACUAUGAGAUGACAGUGCCACUUCCUAAUAACACAUCCUUGUCUUCGCUAAACCCUGUUACAGAGUUGGAAGCAGGACCCAGUUCUUACGAAUGGACACACCAACAACAAAAUGACUCUGACCCUUACCAGAUGAAUAAGCGAAAGAGGCAAAAACAGACCAGUGAUAGUGAUAGUAGCACAGAAAACAAUAUAGGAAAUGAAUAUAUCCAAAAGUUCCAAAAGUAUAAGAAGAAGAAAAGGUAUUAG